GUAACCCAACCUUUGUGAAAAAAAAAGAAGGAAAUUCUGUAAAACCAUCUCAUUGGUCUGUGACCUUUAUGCGGGUGAUCCUAUCAAUAUUUACACGACCGCUCUAGCUAUAAGAUGAACAAACCGCUUUGUAUCACUUGCGCCUUGCUUCCGAGCGAGCGAGCGAAGGCGAUCUCUUCUUCGGAUUAGGGUUUCAGAUUAGUAAGGUUCUCUCGGGGUUCCUCGUGAAAAUGGGUGGAGGGAACGGCCAAAAAUCGAAGAUGGCCCGCGAGAAGAACAUGGAGAAGCUGAAAGCUGCUUCUAAGGGAAGUCAGCUUGAAGCAAACAAGAAAGCAAUGUCUAUUCAGUGCAAGGUAUGCAUGCAAACCUUUAUCUGCACGACGUCUGAGGUCAAAUGCAGGGAACAUGCUGAGGCAAAGCACCCGAAAUCUGAUGUCCACACUUGUUUCCCACAUCUUAAAAAAUGAAAGAAUAAACAAGAAAGAAUACUGUCAAGGCACGCUCUGAUAGCAACCUCCUCGCCUCAUUGUUUAGAUGUGAAUCUUUGCCAUUUCGACUCUGUAGCAGGAUGCAUGAUUUCUUGUCUUGAACUGUGUUUGCACGCUAUUUGGUGUGUUUAUUUAUGGUAUUGCUCCCCAUGUAUCAGAAAAUUGGCUUUGAAUUAAUAUAUUAGUGGUAUAUUUUCCAUGGUCUUGUU
This is a messenger RNA of Cucumis sativus (cucumber), 697 nucleotides long. RefSeq lists its product as uncharacterized. The coding region runs from base 231 to 467 and encodes 78 amino acids. The transcript has 3 exons. Lineage: Eukaryota; Viridiplantae; Streptophyta; Magnoliopsida; Cucurbitales; Cucurbitaceae. The record is from RefSeq and is a predicted model, not a curated record.